AUGCCGUCAAAGGUCAUAAAUCGUGCCCGCUUCCUCUUCUCCCGGUUUCGACUUACAGAACAUGUUCCGCCGAUCUUCAAUGAUAACGUUCAUGAUCUUGCACGAAUUGGCGGGAUUAGCACGCUGGCAUUGCCCAACGAGUACGCACCUUGUGAUUUGGUAAUUCCCACUCGUUUUGCAGCCACUGCACAAUUUUUGGUUGACGCCUGUUUCCAAGGCGACGAUUUGCGAAUGGGAAAUCCUACUGAUAGAGACAUCAUUUACGAGGACCACGGACAACAGUGGAAGCUGAAGGUUCUCACCACAGGUGCCUAUGUCAAUGUACCUGGGCUGUUCCGUAUACCAGGGAGCAAAGUUACCACCGAACGAUUGAGGACAUAUUUCGAGCGACAGAUGUACGACGGUGGUGGAAAUGUUGAAGACAUUAGGAGGCAAAGUCAAAACAUCGAGUACACGGUGAGAGUUGCAACGUUGCCGAGUCAGAGUGUGCUGCCGUAUCAGAUUCACGACGUGGCCAGUUGCUUUAAAAGCUUCCUCGGCGAUCUCGAUGGGGGUGUAUUGGGCAGUUUGGAGAUCUUCGAGGGACUGCGAAAAGCUACUCUUCCACGAAGCCGUCGAAAGAGCUUAGAAAGCGCAAGCCUGGAAUGGAAAUGUAUUGGACUUGGCCUAGACGAUGAACACGAUGAUGUGGAUCCGAAGGACAUUGCUCGCAUCCUCUGCAGCAUCGAAUGCGCGGCAAAGCGCAAUCUCAUUUUGGCGGUUUUUGGGCUGUUGGCAUUUUUUAUGGUGGACGACUCGCCUUCUGUUCAUCCUCAUGAGCAUAAGCUGCACAUCAGUUCAUGCGAGCCUGCUAUGGACGAGAUGAAGAAUUGCUGUUUCCCGUCGGCCGCCUCCCCAGAUGCAGGAAUGACUGCUGAAGCGCUUAGUCGAAUUUUUGCUCCGCUUAUGCUCGGGGAGGAGCUUACCAAGCACAUCGACAUAGACUUCGUUGCGUUUCCGGGUUCCGGAGACAAAAGAAAUCAUCGACGGAACUCUACUCCAAGUCCACAGAAGCUUAAAACGCCAUAUUUGCCAAAGAGAACUCCAGUUUGGCGUUUAAGACAAGGGACGUAUGCAGGAAUUAACAAAGCAAAUAUCACAGUUAACGUGCAUCCUUGUCCUUCACAGUCAACUCUGUCAUAUUGUGAUGGUUCUUCGACUCCGUCUUCUCGACACAGCAUAAAAUUCGCACAGUAUGGUGGGCUAAGAGAUCGUAACCUCUCUGCGAAAUCUUUCAUUCAAGCCCACGCGAAUUGUUCGGCACAGACUUUCCCCGCUUUCACUGGUGGAAUGAAGAUCAAGAAGACUAAGAAACUGAAGUCAUCGAAUCCUGAAUUCAUGCUAUACGAGCAACAAGUUCGCAUCCUAUUAAUUGCGAAUGUAAUCACUAUUGUCUUGUGGAAUUGGAGGGAUGUCUGUCUCGAGUUGCGAGCUCUAGGCUAUGGUAGACGAGAAGGUCAUUGGUUCGUCGGAGAAAGUGCCGUUGAUACCCUGGAUGAGAGGUAG
This is a messenger RNA of Verruconis gallopava, 1545 nucleotides long. RefSeq lists its product as uncharacterized. The record is from RefSeq and is a predicted model, not a curated record. NCBI's taxonomy places the organism in Eukaryota, Fungi, Ascomycota, Dothideomycetes, Venturiales, Sympoventuriaceae. Bases 1 to 1545 code for a protein of 514 amino acids. The transcript has a single exon. Gene Ontology annotation, biological process: signal transduction.